AUGGUUAUCAUACUCGAGGAUCCUUCAGAAGUAGUUUCAACCAAAUCGGCAGACAUGGCAGGCUCAGUCCCACAGCAAAAGCCGAGUUCCGUUGUGCUCGAUUUGAAGCUCUCGAACCAUGAUGACGACGGUGAUGAUAAUGGAGGAGCCAAGCUGCGACGCGAAUCGAAGAUCGAACUCGAUCUUUUCACCCCGAGGAACCCGACUAAUUCUUCCCAACAUGAUGGUGAUCAUCAUGACAAAAGCAAGGUUUUCUCAUGCAACUUUUGUAAGAGAGUUUUCUCAACAUCACAAGCCUUAGGGGGACACCAAAACGCCCACAAACAAGAACGUGCCUUAGCCAAAAGGCGCCACCAAGGGCUCAUGGAAGUGAACCCGUCUCGCACUUUUGGCACCCCAAACUUUCCCUACUAUCCAUUUUCGACCUUUCCUUCGAUACCUUUUCAAGGAUCUUACAACAGAUCACCCCUUUCUGUUCGAUACGAAUCAAUGGUUCGUAAACCGACGCAUCCAUGGCCAUCGAUGCCAUCGUCGUUGUCCCAACCGUAUCAUGUUCCCCAUGGUUGGUCUUCAUCUAGGCAAGCCUUAAUGAGUCUUAUACAGCCAAAUUUAAGCUUUAACAAUGGAGGGUUGGGAAUCCCGGGGGCUUCGACUAGUGCAACUCUAGGAUUGGGUCAAGCCAAUGUUGCAAUGAAUAGGGUUUCUGAAGGAAGUGAUAAUCAGUGCAAGGAUGGUGCAGGAAUGGAUUUGUCCCUUAAGCUUUAA
Gossypium raimondii (Peruvian cotton) is the source of this 765-nucleotide messenger RNA. Its product is annotated as zinc finger protein 1. Gene Ontology annotation, biological process: negative regulation of abscisic acid-activated signaling pathway. The record is from RefSeq and is a predicted model, not a curated record. NCBI's taxonomy places the organism in Eukaryota, Viridiplantae, Streptophyta, Magnoliopsida, Malvales, Malvaceae. The transcript has a single exon. The coding region runs from base 1 to 765 and encodes 254 amino acids.